AUGGCUUAAAUAUCAGCAUCCGAGUUAGCUGGCCUCCCAUUCUUUCCAUUCCUCUCCCUCUUCUUCCCCAUAAUUGAAAAAGAGACUCCAUUAUCAACUUUGAUUCAUUCCUCUCUUUCUUCCUCCAAAUGGAUUCAACGAGCUCUGAAAUUGCCUUAGAUUACUCUCCCUUUCUCCGCACAUACAAAGAUGGCAGAGUAGAGAGACUCAUGGGCAUCCAUGUUGUUCCUCCUUCUCUGGAUCCCGACACCAAUGUCCAAUCUAAAGAUAUCCCUUACUCGCAAGAACCAAAUCUAUCCUCCAGACUCUUCCUCCCCAAGAACACCGACCCCAACCAAAAACUUCCUCUUCUUGUUUACUAUCACGGCGGCGGCUUUUGCAUAGAAUCCCCCUUCUCUCCUCACUACCACAACUUCUGUAACAUAUUGGCUGCAGAGGCUAACAUCAUUAUAGUUUCCGUAGAUUACAGACGAGCACCAGAGCACUGUCUCCCAGCUGCAUAUGAUGAUUCGUGGACUGUGCUCAACUGGGUUGCUUCCCAUGUUAAUGGAGAUGGUCCUGAAGAGUGGCUGAACUUCCAUGCAGAUCUGAGUUCUGUGUUCUUCGCCGGGGAUAGUGCUGGUGCGAAUAUAGCACACUGUAUGGCCAUGAAAUAUGGUGAACAGAAAUUAUCUGCCAUUAAUCUUGUGGGAAUUGUUCUAAUACAUCCAUAUUUCUGGGGUAAAGAGCCUAUAGGAAAUGAGGUUAAGGAAUCAGAAACAAGAUCAAAGAUUGAAGGGUUCUGGUAUUUUGCAUAUCCUUCAAGUAGUGGGUCCGAUGAUCCUUUGCUUAAUCCUGCUACUGAUCCAAAGUUUGGAAGCUUGGGAUGCAGCAGAGUGCUUGUAUUUGUUGCUGAGAAGGACUUCUUGAGAGACAGAGGAUGGUAUUAUUCUGAGAUUUUGAAAAAGAGUGGAUGGGGAGGAUCAGUGGAGGUUGAUGAAGCCAAAGAAGAAGACCAUGUGUUUCAUUUGUUCAGUCCGGAGAACGAGAAAUCCAAGGCUAUGAUUAAAAGUAUGGCAUCUUUCAUAAAUCAAAAAGAUAAGUCUUGAAAAUCAUAUUUUCUUGUUUUUUUAUAUAUAUAAAUCACACUGCUAUAAACAUAAGUGAUUACAUGUAAAACUUUUUAUGUAUUAAUUAUUGAUAAUGAUGAGAUUA
Manihot esculenta (cassava) is the source of this 1194-nucleotide messenger RNA. Its product is annotated as probable carboxylesterase 12. The coding region runs from base 129 to 1088 and encodes 319 amino acids. Gene Ontology annotation, molecular function: hydrolase activity. The transcript has a single exon. The record is from RefSeq and is a predicted model, not a curated record. Lineage: Eukaryota; Viridiplantae; Streptophyta; Magnoliopsida; Malpighiales; Euphorbiaceae.